This is a messenger RNA of Ostertagia ostertagi, 204 nucleotides long. NCBI's taxonomy places the organism in Eukaryota, Metazoa, Nematoda, Chromadorea, Rhabditida, Trichostrongylidae. The record is from the annotation of a GenBank genome assembly.
AUGGUCACUGAGCAAGUGUUGGCCUACGUCUGUAGGACUUUGGGUGAUCGUCACGUCUACCUCGAAGCUUCUUUGUUGAACAAGGUCAGCCACGAAGAAAUCGGUUUGGCUACAGUCACAGCUCUUCGCCGAGGAGUCCCAGCUGUUGUCCCCAGUAUCACAUUCCUUUCUGGUGAUCAAUCCGAACUGGAUGCAACGAUAUAA